Messenger RNA from Hyaloscypha bicolor E, 1386 nucleotides. RefSeq lists its product as uncharacterized. The record is from RefSeq and is a predicted model, not a curated record. The transcript is spliced from 6 exons. Bases 1 to 1386 code for a protein of 461 amino acids. NCBI's taxonomy places the organism in Eukaryota, Fungi, Ascomycota, Leotiomycetes, Helotiales, Hyaloscyphaceae.
AUGGCUGCUUCUGCUACCCAGAACCCACAAGUCAAGUCCGAAUCCAAGUCUUCAAAGAAGAAGAAGGCCAAGGCGACCUCUGCCGAGACUGAAGCUUCAUCUGCCCCCGCCCCGGUUGCGGAGGUCACUCCGUCCAAUGCUGCAACAGAGAGCAAUAAUGGUGAUGGUGGCUACGAGAGUCCGUACAUCAAGGAGCUCUACAAGAACAUCCGAAAUGUCAACAAGAAGAUCACCAACGCCUCCAAAGUCGACAAUAUCCUCGCUGAGAACCCUGGCACCACCCUCGACGAGCUGGUAGUUGCGCGAAAGAUCAAUGCCGACCAGAAGGCCCAGAUCCUAAAGAAGCCACAACUGCAAGCUUCCCUGACGCAACUGGAAGAACAAAUCGCCCAAUACAAGAAGUUCGACCAGGAAUACAAGGCUAGAUCACAAACCGAGAAGGCCGAGUUCGAGAAGACCUUCACUGACAAGGCGAGCAAGGAGUUGGAGGAAGCAGUUGCAGCAGCAAAGUCCGAGGCUGAGACAAAUGCGUUGAAGGAGCAAAAGAACAACCUGCUUCUUCUGUCACAAUUCCUUAAAUUGGCUGCUAUUCGACGAGGCGAGGAUGAGGCUGCGGAGCUUGAGGAGAGCAAGGCAUUGGAGGGUCUGUUAGCUCAGGUUUAUGCCGGUGAUGCUACUGCUGUUUCUGCCAUGCUCAACCUCAUCCAAGGCUCCAGUGAGACUAUUGUGUCUGUUAUGGGAGAAGCCCUAAGCGUUACUUAUGCCGACAUCAAGGCCGCCUCCCUUGCCCAGAUUGCUGCUACCCCAAUCCUUGAGAGCGAAGUUGAACAGAUUCAUGAGGUUCCCUCUGUUGAGCAUCCAGUCCAGUCUGACCCUACCAUUGUCAACGCUGGUCUUACUGAGAUCGGCGAGCCUGCCGCAGUUGAUUUGACGAAUGGCCAUAACGAGUCGGUCUUCGACACCCAGGGCAUUCCACAAAAUUCCGGAUUUGGUGACGGGGCUGCCAACGCUGCUGCUGAGGCCAACUGGGAUAACAACAAUGAUCUAUCUACCUCUCAGGAGUGGGUUGAGAUCCCUCGCGAUGCUAAUGAGACUGAAACUGGCGUUACUGCUACCCCGGCUGCUCCUUCCAACGUUCAGAGCUGGGCCGACGACCAGCCUGAUAGCCCUGUCGAAAAGACCUCUGCUCCAGCAGUCAACAGUAACGAUGGCUUCCAAGAAAUCAGCCGUAACCGUGGUGGACGAGGUAAUUUCCGUGGAGGUCGUGGACGCGGCGAUGGAUUCCAGCGUGGCCGAGGUGGAUUCCGAGGCGAUGGUUACCGUGGACGAGGUCGGGGUGGAGGCGGUGGAGGUCCUCGUGGAGGUCGUCGCCCAGACGAAUCCUAA